UUUGUUCUUCAUCACGUCACAUAUUCUGACCCCACCCCCCUUCCUGGACGCCGCUCCUGCUACACUACCGCAAUCUACCUGCAUCAGAGAAUACACCAAAAAGGUCCCAACGCCAAGAACAUUGCAGAACCGUUCUAAAGGACGAAAACGCCCAUUUAAACAGCCUUCAACACCUACCUAUCCCAGCACACCUCUAACCCCAGUUUGACCAUCCGUCCAAGAUGAUGUGCAUAAAGCAUAUGCUCCUCUACGUCCUCGUCUUUCCCCUAGCCUCUUCGCCGUCAUUGAUACUUGCUCUCUUGGCGCUGGGGUCGUUUUUGAAGAUCCGGCCUUGUGGAUAUUGCAUGACUUUGGCAACGAUCCUAUUCUUCUCCACUUCCCCUUCCUCCCCCUUCCUCGCCCGCCCCUCGCCCUCCCUCCUCACAUCCCCAUCCUCAAGCCCAGUAUACCUAACCAACACCACCCUCCCCCUCUCCCUUCCCCUCCCCUCCCGCUCGUGGCUCGCACCCCCCACAAACGUAUGGGACCCCCUCCUCAUCGGGUAUUCCGCCCUCUCCGCCGCCUUGGCGCAGGAACGCAAGUAUCUUGCUGAGCAUGCUGAUGAGGUUUUCAAGACGGGGAGAGAGGUGAGGUUGGGCGGGAUGUGGGAGGAGGGGGUGGAGAGUUUGAAGCGGUGGAGAAAUGUAGAGUGGGCGUUUAGGAGGGGGGAGGGGUAUGAAGGGUUGGGAGAGUGGAGGGAGAGUGCGUCUGACUGGAGGGCGCCGUUCGAGUGGGUCGAUUUCCGAUCCAAGACGGUGGAGAAGCGCAAAAGUCUACCGUCGACGCCGGCCGCGCCUUUGCCGAAGGGUUACAUUGACUUGCGGUAUAAAGGCCUGGGAUGGGUGGUUGAUAUGAAUUGGAGGAGGAGCGAGGAGGGGUUGAAGUGGGAGGUUGAGCAGGUGCUGGGGAGGGAGUGGGAUAGGGAGGAGUUGGAGGAGAUGAAAGUGGAGGAAGGGGUUGAAGAGGUUGAGGUGGUAGAGGAGCGCGAGGCGAAGGUGGAAGAGGUGCAAGAGGAGAAGAAGGGGUGGAGGAGUAUACCGUUUGUGGGCAGCUGGUAGACUCAUGCAUCCCUGGUCCCCUGUAGAAAAUACGGGCCAGAUGAAC
This is a messenger RNA of Cryptococcus amylolentus CBS 6039, 1143 nucleotides long. RefSeq lists its product as hypothetical. The record is from RefSeq and is a predicted model, not a curated record. NCBI's taxonomy places the organism in Eukaryota, Fungi, Basidiomycota, Tremellomycetes, Tremellales, Cryptococcaceae. The coding region runs from base 222 to 1097 and encodes 291 amino acids. The transcript has 3 exons.